Exophiala xenobiotica is the source of this 1378-nucleotide messenger RNA. RefSeq lists its product as uncharacterized. Bases 43 to 942 code for a protein of 299 amino acids. NCBI's taxonomy places the organism in Eukaryota, Fungi, Ascomycota, Eurotiomycetes, Chaetothyriales, Herpotrichiellaceae. The record is from RefSeq and is a predicted model, not a curated record. The transcript has a single exon.
GCCUUGCCGGGCGCUUGCCACCGCAUCCUCACACACGUCAAUAUGCCCCUCCAUCUCCUCGGCAAGAAGUCAUGGAACGUAUACAACCCUGGCAACAUCGAGAGGGUGCGGCAAGAUGAAGCCGAAGCGAAGCGCCUCGAAGAAGAGCAAGAGGCUCAACACCGUGACGACGAGGCACAGGAGCGACUGCGACUUCUACGUGGCGAGGGUCCGGUGACGAGACAGCCCGAGUCGCAGACAGAGUCAUUUUCCUCUCGAAGACACAACAAGCGCAAACUGCCAGGCGAGGACGAUACAGAUCGAGACCUUCGACUCGCCCUUUCGACUCAAUCGACCCAAUCGACCUCCACCACUCGUAUCAAGAACGAAGAUUCCAUCGUCGACUCCAAGGGUAACAUCUCCCUCAUUCCAGUCCCAGAGUCGUCCUCAUCCCACAAAAAGCCCCGGCUAGAUGAAGAUCCAUACGCAGUCUACCUGUCUCAUGCUGCGGGUCGAGGGAAGAACAACAAAGAAAAGCCCUGGUAUAGCGAUCUCGAUGCAGCGUCUCGACCAUCCUGGGGCGAUGACGCUCCUCGACGAACCGAUCGCGAAGUCGCACGAGUCGCGGCAAAUGACCCUCUUACUACGAUGAAGAAGGGCGUCAAACGGCUCAGAGAGGCGGAAAAACACAGAACAGAAUGGAUGGAACAGCGGGAGCGAGACCUCCAAGAGGCUGAAGAACUUGCGAGGCGGAAAAGACGCAGAGACAAAGAAGAAAGGCGACGAAGAAGCCGCGAGGUCAACGACGGUGAUCUGGACGACCUGGACAACUUCAACUUGGAUGAAGGCUAUGUGAAGCCACAAGCUGUGGAGAACGAGCAUGAAUAUCGGCACAAGCACAGGCAUCAUCACCGCCAUCGUCGCCAUCACCAUGAACAUAGAGACGGAUCCAGGCGAGCGUGAGAGGAUAUUUCUAAAGCAUCAAUUACAUUAAACAUCGUAAACGCCUACUAUCUAUUCAACUACACGUCGCGGUCCUAUGUGCCAUCCUGGCAUCUUGAAUCUCACUUCCAUCUAGGUCAUGAAUGCCUACUGUCUUGUCCCAAUGCCAACAACACGCAUCGAGCCUUCAUCCUUACCAGUAUCCAACGUUCCACCUCUUGUCGACCACGUCGCCCCAUCACUCAGGUCAGAACAGCGAAGCUAGCGAAUCUGAUGGGGACACCGCCUUGUCAUUGCCGGGCUCCUCCAACACAGUUGGCUCGUAGUCCAAAUCUCCUCCAUCAAUGUCCUUCUUCUUCCAGGACUCACCGCUCCCUGGUGGACUGGCCUCGGGACCUUUUGCGCUUGGGGACUUUUUCUUCCCAGAGCGAGAAGAGCCGCCUUUGUCCGCAUUGCC